AUGGAAGGCUUCACCAAGCUAGAGCACCAGGCCGCUGGUCAUGAUGGGAUCCUAGUUGAUGAGUCUGGGACCUUGUUCAUCAAGCCUUCAACAGCACAGGAGAUCGAGUUUUAUACGCAGGUACAUGAUUUGGGAUUGGAAGAGGAAGAAGCUGCUGAGAAUUCAACUGAUCAAGAAAAGUUUCUACAAGAAGGUGAUCGUUUAGUUGACUAUAUACCGGUAUUCUUUGGUACCUUAGAGUCUGGGAUCACUAAAAAAGUUGAAGAAACGACACAAAUUAGUGAUGAUUUAAAACAAUUAGAUAUCAAAAACACUCAGGAUGGUAAGAAAUCUAAUGAUGAAAAACCAUAUUUGGUGAUUAAAAACUUGUUACAUGGCUAUAAAAACCCUUCAAUUAUUGAUAUCAAACUAGGCGCUGUGUUACACGAUGAGAGAACACCUGAUGAGAAGAAGGAAAGAUUACAAAAUGUUAGUAAAUCAACUACAUCUGGAUCUUUAAAUUAUAGAGUAUGCGGUCAAAAACUUUAUCAUGAACACAUUCCAGAUCUAUCCAAGUUUAGUGAAAAAUCAAGAGAACAUGUUACGAAAACAGAUGAUGGGUAUUUAAUAUUUGAUAAAUGGUUUGGUAGAGAAUUGACACCAGAUAAUGUUGUGGAGAAUUUCAAAAUAUAUUUCCGUCAUAACAAAUUAUCUAAAGAUCAACAAGAUAUUUUACUUAGAAAUUUUUACACUAGAUUACAAUUAUUAUACAAUUGUCUAUUAUCAUAUGAAGUUAGAAUACGAUCUGGUAGUUUGUUAUUCAUUUAUGAAAAUGAUCCUAAAAGAUGGGAAGAAUUAGAUAAUAUAGAUCCAUUAUUUGAUCAAGAUUUGACUGAUGAAGAUGACGAAGAAGAUGAUGAAGAUGAAGAAUAUAAACCAUCUUCUUUAAGUUCAAUGACUCUUAUUGAUUUUGCUCAUUCAAAAUUCACACCAGGAAAAGGACCUGAUGAAAAUAUAAUACAAGGUAUUGAAAAUUUAAUUGAUGCAUUAGAUCAACUUCUAUAA
Messenger RNA from Hansenula ciferrii, 1044 nucleotides. It is a transcript of the gene ARG82, whose product is annotated as inositol polyphosphate multikinase. The record is from RefSeq and is a predicted model, not a curated record. NCBI's taxonomy places the organism in Eukaryota, Fungi, Ascomycota, Saccharomycetes, Phaffomycetales, Wickerhamomycetaceae. Gene Ontology annotation, biological process: inositol phosphate biosynthetic process; phosphatidylinositol phosphate biosynthetic process. The transcript has a single exon. The coding region runs from base 1 to 1044 and encodes 347 amino acids. Gene Ontology annotation, molecular function: inositol-1,4,5,6-tetrakisphosphate 3-kinase activity; inositol hexakisphosphate kinase activity. Gene Ontology annotation, cellular component: cytoplasm; nucleus.